This is a messenger RNA of Aedes aegypti (yellow fever mosquito), 2014 nucleotides long. RefSeq names its product eukaryotic translation initiation factor eIF1 (gene eIF1). The record is from RefSeq and is a predicted model, not a curated record. Gene Ontology annotation, biological process: translational initiation. Gene Ontology annotation, molecular function: ribosomal small subunit binding; translation initiation factor activity; RNA binding. The coding region runs from base 245 to 577 and encodes 110 amino acids. NCBI's taxonomy places the organism in Eukaryota, Metazoa, Arthropoda, Insecta, Diptera, Culicidae. Gene Ontology annotation, cellular component: eukaryotic 43S preinitiation complex. The transcript has 3 exons.
UUCGGCCCUGUUUCAUUCAACGUCGGUCAGGCAAGCCAGCAAGAAGCCACGCGUAGUGUGUGUGAUUGAAAAUCACCAAGAGUGAGAGAAAAAGAGCAAAGCAGAAAAAAACUUCACAGGGAAGAAAGCAGCCCUCGUUUCCACACGCCAAGUGAACCCAAAAGCGGAAUCCCAAGUUUUCCCAGCGCGAAGGCCACAGAAGGCAGAGCUUAGUUUUCUUCUCCGUGUAAAUUUUGUUUAUCGUAUGUCCAUCCAGAAUCUAAAUACAUUCGACCCAUUUGCGGAUGCAAUAAAGGGUGCUGAUGAUGAUGUACAAGACGGACUCGUGCACAUAAGAAUCCAGCAGAGAAAUGGUCGCAAAACACUAACCACCGUUCAGGGCCUGUCAGCGGAGUACGACCUGAAGAAGAUCGUGCGAGCAUGUAAGAAGGAAUUUGCGUGCAAUGGCACUGUGAUUGAGCAUCCCGAGUACGGCGAGGUUCUCCAACUGCAGGGCGAUCAGCGGGAAAACAUUUGCCAGUGGCUAACCAAGUCGGGCCUGGCGAAACCUGACCAGUUGAAGGUGCACGGUUUCUAAGCUGACGACACACUAGAAGGGAAUACAGCACAUAAACCAAUAGCGACAGCAGCAGUAACAGCAAGCAGUAAAUUCAAGUGAACAGAAGCUUAACAGGAAACCGAGUAGGUGCGUUGUUGUACAUCGUCGAGGAAAAUUGUGGAUCAAGGACGAAGGUGUUCAAAUGAACAGCAAACCACAACUUUAAGUAACAGAAAACCCUUUUUGCUACCAACGUUAAGAAACUCCAACAAUAUUCUGAGUGUAAUAAAUGAGAUCCCCCACGCCCAGCGCUUUAUAUUGCUAGCCAAAACAUUACAACUGUGUGCUAACGGGACGCAAGUAAAGCAGUCAUGGUGUGUGGAUUGGAUAUGUUAGUACAAUGAAUUUCACGUUUGAACUUUACUGCUGAGAAAUCGACGGUGCGGAUGAAACUAUCCCUAAGAAGUAGAGGAUGAUGAUGAAACACGAGUCGUUAGACGAAACAACAGUUAUUUACUAAAUGCAUAUUAGUCACGAAAUUUAACACAAUUCCAUUGCAAUAGAAAGUAUAACAUCCAUCAGACCAGCCAAAACUAAUUGAUGAGCGUGGGCGUAGUCAAUCAGUACUCGCGAGAGCAUAGACGAAUUUAAUUGUGAAUGUUCUUCGGUGUAAUGGUAGAGGAAGCACGCACCUUUUGUUGGUUGAUUGAAUGCUAGGUUUCACACAUUUCGUCUCCAUAAUUUCCAUAUCUCAAGUCAUCCGAAUCAAGUAGUCGAAUGCUAAGAUAGUAGCAAAAUUCAUAAGCAUCAGUAAAAAGACACCAAUUUGAAACACAAUUUUGUUAGAUUGAAAGUUGAUAACAGCAAAAGGAGUUAGUUGAAAGUUUUCAAUGACAAACUAAUUGUAAACCAACCAGUUCAAUCUGUAAGGCCAAGCUGUUGUAAAGUUCUUUAUUUUUAAUUUUCCCUCCCUCAUUUCUUCUCUUAUGUUUGAAUUCAGUUGAUUCCCAUUCCGAGGACAUAUUUCGUCGACAGUGCAAAAAUGAUUAGCUGAUGAUUUUUUUCGAAUACACUUUCCACUUGAAAACGUUGUUGCGGUAGAUAACUAUGUUAACUAUGUUAAGUAGAUUUCUUCUUAGAUGAUGUAGUUCAUGCACACACGCUUCAAGCGAAGGAAUCAUGUAUUUAAAUGCAAUUGAUGUGUUCAGAGAGGAUAGUUUAAUCCGGCUUUCAAAUGAGUUUCCUAAUAAGUAUUUUCCUCCUUUACUAAAGCUACUAUGAAAUGGAGUUUGUUCACCAUACAAUUAACUUCUUCUUGAUUCCGGUAUUACACCCCCCAAAAUGUCGAAUUCAACUGCUGAUUUCUGUUCUUCUCUUAUGGUUUUGUUCAGUUCUCUGUGUCCACUGUUUGUAUCUCAAAGUAUAGGCAAAAUGUAACUGUUCCACAAAGAAAUAAUAAACAAAAUAUUCACUUAA